AUGUCGCUGGAAGAAGUCAAGCAGCAGCGCUUACUAACCCGGAAAAACAUGUCCCGCAUAAGGACAAUAGUGGAGGCAAGCGAAAGUAAAACUGGAAAAAUACUUUCGCCCAUUGAACUCAAGUGUCGACUCGGAAUUUUAGAUUCCUAUUUUAAGCAGGGGUUGGGCUAUCAAACGCAAAUCGAGAAGCUCGAUCCAGAAGACAAUGGUAGGGGUGACCUGGAAGACCUCUACGUCACCAUCCGUUCAAACAUCCAAAUGCAGCUCGGUGAAGAUGAACACAAUUCAACGAUCCCUGAAUCAUCAGCAGCAAUUCCUGUUUCGCAUUCAAAAAUACCAGCAUUAAAGCUACCCGUAUUCUGUGGAAGGUACUCGGAAUAUAAAAAUUUCAUCGCAUCAUUCAUGCACGUCAUCGAAAAUGAGUCAUCGCUGUCUAAUAUUGAGAAGUUUAACCAUCUCCUCAAUUGUUUACAAGGGCAGGCCUUGGAGACUGUGAAGGCGUUCCAAAUCACCAGCGAGAACUACUCAAAGGCAUUAGACAGAUUAAAAUCCCGUUACGACAAUAGCACGCUCAUCUUCAUGGAAACCAUCAAGUCGUUAUUCGAGCUACCUUCUGCUGCAAAAGGCGGUGCUUCUCAGUUACAAAGUUUGGUCGACAACGUGUCUGCACUUUAUAGUUCGCUGUUGUCAAUCGGCUCUGAUAAAAACAUUUCGCAUUUACUGCUCAUUCACCUUGUAAUGGACAAGGUUGAUGAAGAAACGCAAAAAAAGUGGAAGGAGUCGUUAGACUUCACAUCGCUACCAUCUUGGGAACAGUGCGCAAAGGUUCUUGAACGACGCUGUCAGUUUUUAGAGUCAGCAUCGGGCUCCCUCUCGUUUGGUGAUUCUGGUAUAUCCAGCUAUAAACAGGAAAACAGGAAUAAGCCGCCACACCACUUAAUUGGCAGUUGCUCUCGCUUCAAGCAACUGGAGAUUGCUGACCGCUUCAAAGAGGUUAAAAGAUGUAAACAUUGUGCUCGUUCUCAUCACAGCCUACUUCAUCGUGCUCCUACUUCAAACAAAAUGCAGUCAGUAUCGCUUUCUACAUCAUCACUUGAGCAACCAACGCAACCUGUAAGUACUGCAGCUACGCACACACAUCAAGAAAAAUCGCCACAAGACCAAGUCAUACUAGCAACUGCAGUGGUGCUCAUCCGAGAUGCGUCUGGCUGUUUUCAAUUCGGUAGAGCGCUACUCGACUCCUGCUCCCAAGUAAAAUUUAUUACCGAGGAGUUUUCCCGAAAAUUGCGCCUCCCAAGAGAAAGGCACCACGUUGAAAUCCAGAGCAUUGGGGACUCGGUAACAAAUAUUAAAUACAAGACAUCAGCCAUUGUCAAAUCACGAAUGUGUGACUAUGAGACACCAUUAUCGUUCCAUGUUACCUCGCAAAUCGCUUAUCAACCAGAGGCUGAAUUUAAUAUCACAUCUUGGAACUUGCCGGCUAACAUUGAACUCACCGACGAAAAUUUCUUUAAGCCAACACGUGUAGACCUACUCAUCGGCACAGAAAUCUUUUUCGACAUUCUGUCUAUUGGGCAAAUAAAGUUAGCACCUGGGUUACCGUCACUACAGAAGACUUUAUUAGGUUGGGUCGUCUCUGGCCGAUAUCAACGACCUACAGAAAAUUCAUCAUCAAUUUGCCUACUUUCGGUUGAAGAAUCAGUGGAUGCCAAUUUGCAACGCCUCUGGAAGCUGGAUGAACCAUCAAAGGCAGACAUGUGGACCACUGAGCAAAGGAAUUGUGAACAAAGUUACUUGCAAACCGUGCAGAGAAACGCCGAGGGGAGAGUUGUUGUCAAGCUACCGUUUAAAGAGGCCCCUCAUUGUCUUGGCCAGUCAUACGCAACUGCACUUCGAAGAUUUAUUGCUCAGGAGCGGCGUAUAACGCGCUGUCCUGACCUUCACCAACGAUACAUCGCAUUUAUGGAAGAGUAUUCCCGCCUUGGGCAUAUGAGCAUCGUUAAAAAGGUGGAUUUCGAUAAUCCACAUUACUAUGUGCCUCAUCAUUAUGUCCUGAAGCCAACUAGCACAACAACUAAGCUCAGGGUAGUAUUCGAUGCCUCCUGCAAGAGUACAACCCAAAGAUCACUCAACGAUAUUCUUGCUGUUGGGCCUACUCUGCAGAACGAUCUAUACAUCUUGCUACUACGGUUUCGAUUAUAUCGUUACACACUUACUGCUGAUAUCGUAAAGAUGUAUAGACAAAUUUUGGUGGAUAGAAACGAUCGCAAAUUCCAAUACAUCUUAUGGAGAAGUACGCCUCACGAUGAAAUACGCACUUACCAGUUAAACACGGUAACAUAUGGUACGGCGUCCGCGCCUUAUCUCGCUGUACAGAGCCUCAACUACAUUGCUGAUGCAUACGAAUCGGAUUAUGCUCUCGGUGCCAGCACAAUUAAAACGUCAUUCUACGUUGAUGAUCUUUUAUGCGGUGCCGAUACCCUGGCAGAGCUAUCGCAAAUCAAAUACGAAGUAACGGAGAUACUAAGGCGUGGUUGUUUCCCCUUGGCGAAGUGGCAUUCAAACCACUAUAAAUUUCGAGAAGAUGACACCAUGAAAGAUUUAAAUAUCGACGAAAGUUUUACAACGAGCACUUUAGGUAUACGAUGGGACCAAAUACGAGAUAUUUUCUUAUUCUCUUUUCAGUCGAAACAACCUGUGAAUGCACGUGGAACUAAGAGAUCAAUCUUAUCUAUUGCAUCAGCGCUUUUCGAUCCUUUGGGACUUCUCGCUCCGGUUAUUAUUACUGCAAAGAUCAUAUUACAAGAAAUAUGGCUUUUGAAGCUGAAUUGUGACAAGUCUGUGCCGCAGAACCUACAAACGGCUUGGGAACGAUUUCUCAAGGACAUAGCGCAUCUGAGUACGCUCUCAGUUCCAAGGUAUUCUGGAUCAACAAAUCACAACUCUUUACAAAUUCAUGGGUUUUGUGAUUCGUCUAUUCGAGCCUAUGGCUGUGCUAUUUAUCUUCGCUCGAAAUCAACAGAAGGCAAACCUACUGUCACCCUUUUGACUGCCAAGUCGCGUGUAGCUCCAAUUAAGAAGCAAUCGUUACCUAAACUCGAGUUGUGUGGCGCCUUGCUGUUAGCACGUCUACUACCAAAAUUAAACCUCUAUUCAACGCCAACACCACUGUGUUUCUGUGGACUGAUUCACAAAUUGUGCUACAUUGGCUUGAACUGCACUCAGCUACCCUAUCAACAUUCGUCGGUAAUCGAGUUUCAGAGAUUCAAGAUCUCACAGCAGAUGGCUCCGCAUUUUGGAGGCCUAUGGGAGGCCGCUGUGAAGUCAGCAAAGGGUCUUUUGAACCGCAGUAUGGCGAAUGGUCGCCUUACCUUUGAGGAACUGAACACAGUGAUGAUUUCUAUCGAAGCAAUACUAAAUUCACGGCCAAUUUCACCUUUGUCAUCAGACCCGAACGACCUUGAAGCCCUGACUCCAGGCCAUUUUUUAAUAGGUAGCUCUCUUAAAGCAAUCCCAGAGCGAGAGGAAAUGGGCACCAACAUUGAUCAUAUUAGCAAAUGGGCUCGCACUGUUGCGAUCAAACAAUCGUUUUGGCGAAGAUGGUCACAUGAAUAUAUAAACAGCUUGCAAGCGCGGACCAAAUGGACGAGUGGUAAUCCUAAUGUAUUGGAAGGAUUGCUAGUGAUUAUCCAAGACGAGAACGCACCUCCGCAGCGAUGGACUAUGGGACGUAUCAUCAAGUGCAUUGCUGGCAGUGAUAAUCGCAUUAGAGUCGUCGAUGUUAAAACUUCAAGAGGAAUCUUACGCCGACCAGUUCAUAAAAUAGCUGUACUACCUGCUUGA
Messenger RNA from Anastrepha ludens (Mexican fruit fly), 3843 nucleotides. RefSeq lists its product as uncharacterized. Lineage: Eukaryota; Metazoa; Arthropoda; Insecta; Diptera; Tephritidae. Bases 1 to 3843 code for a protein of 1280 amino acids. The record is from RefSeq and is a predicted model, not a curated record. The transcript is spliced from 4 exons.